CAGAAAACCACCUGUAUAACCUGAACGUCCGACCCAAAAACCCGGAUCUAUUUAAUCGGGGAAUCCCCUAUGAAAGCUAUAAAGUGACGAGUCACACGUGUUGAGCACACACAAAUAAACCUCAUCAUGUCAAGCAAACCUCGUUGUUCGAGCUUGAUCGAUGACGAAAAAUCAAAAAUUGAUAUCUGGAGUGGGACACUCGGAUCUCAGCCCGCGUCAACUCAGUGUAGUGGAGAUAGUGGGUUCACAGAGGAGACUGUCCACAGACCAGGGACAAUACGGGGAAAGCCUCGUCAUGUCGGAUCCAUGAAAUUUGUUUCAACGUCGACCUGUGACGUUGCGUCAGAUCAAUGUCUUCGGAAACGUUCCCUAAGAUCAACGAUGAGGCCAAGUAACAUUGAUAACGUCUGUCAACUAGAAGACCUUGGGGACAGUGGAACAGAGGAAUGGGGUACAGUUACCCCAUCUGGGGAAGAGAUUUUGCCGGGGAUGUCGAUGACAACAGCGACCUCGAGCGUUGCUAGGCGACCAUCCAAUGGAAGCAGAGUUCCAGAAGAGUCCGAUCAUGCAGAAUACUCGACCACGACAUCAAUGAGUAUCACAGUUACAGAAUUGACAUCCCGAUGUAGCACUGGCGGAAGGGAAAUAGAGGAAGACAUUAUUGUUGCCGAGAGGGAGGAAGUGGUCCAUUGCACCCCACGACCUGUCACCGAUCUGGUCUACAUAAACUCGUUCAAUGGGAUGCGGGUCAAAAUAAAAUGGCCGCUUUCUAAUGGCCGUUUUUUGAGAGCAGUUGAUGAUACGGACCGGCCCGUCCUUAUCACCGACAUCUACCAAAGAGAGUUCAAAGAACAAUAUUACUUCAUUAGAGAAAUCAAAAACGCAAUUGAUACGACUAACCGAAUGUAUUGCUUAAUGUGUUUCCGGUAUGACUUCCAAGGUCAAUCGUUCUACCUCACACCUGUCAAUACCACAGGGGACUGCCAGUCACAGACAUUUGGCUUCCAAUUCACUCGUGCAAACAGAAGUGAUGUUGUGACGGACGUAAUUACAGAGACAAAUAGUAAAUAUUGGUACGAAUACCAGAAACCUGCGUUUGAAAUGUUACGAUCUUUGGCCUAUAGUGACUUUUACCUCAGUAUCGAGAAAGGACGGCGGGUCGUGCUUCGAAACACCCACGGACAAACUCCCAGAACGAGGAACUAUGCCAUUCAGAUUUUCGAAGAUCCACAACCUCUCCCAGAAAGAGGGUCUGUUUCGGAAAGGUUCUCUCGAGGUGUACAAUCAUUACUUUGUAUACACUGACUGUCAUUGUUUUUUUAUUAACAUGCCAUUCAUUUUCAUUGUUAUUAUUUAUUUGUCAU
This is a messenger RNA of Haliotis rufescens (red abalone), 1364 nucleotides long. RefSeq lists its product as uncharacterized. Lineage: Eukaryota; Metazoa; Mollusca; Gastropoda; Lepetellida; Haliotidae. The transcript is spliced from 3 exons. The record is from RefSeq and is a predicted model, not a curated record. Bases 127 to 1305 code for a protein of 392 amino acids.